Molecule: messenger RNA, 978 nt
Organism: Alosa alosa (allis shad)
Lineage: Eukaryota; Metazoa; Chordata; Actinopteri; Clupeiformes; Clupeidae
Product: tetraspanin-16-like
Exons: 8
Coding region: 16-903 (295 amino acids)
Cellular component (GO): membrane
Source: RefSeq, a predicted model, not a curated record
UUUUGUUUCAAGGUAAUGAGUUACACAAGUAGCCUUGUUUACGUCAUUGUGCCCGAGGCACUGAACGCUGCCACCCAGUGGAAUUCAACGGUUAACGUUAGCUACUCGCAGCGUUUCUGGUUAUUCCCCAAGAAAGGUUCGCCACAGAAAAGCAAGAUGUCUCGACUUCAGAAUCUGUAUAGCGUUAUGAAAUAUCUGAUGAUGAUUCUAAGCGGCAUCAUACUGAUCAGUGGCUUCGUGGUGCUGGGAGUGGGCAUCUGGAUCAACAUUGGCACGAACAACUUUGUGAAGAGCGUUGGUGACUUCUCCUCACAGCUGGGCAUCAUCAGCACCGUUUGCACGGUGGCCGGUGCCGGACUUUCGCUGCUCGGCUUCAUCGGCUGCUAUGGCGCCUGGGCGGAGAAGCGCACGCUCAUCCUGGUUUACUUUGUGACUGUGAGUUUGCUGUUCCUUGCUGAGAUUGCCAUGGCCCUUAUGGUCAUUAUCUACAGAAAUAGGGUGGAGGACUUCAUCCGCAAGGCUAGUAAGGAGACCCUGCUGGAGUCCUACAAGGGCCCCACUGCCCAGGACGGCAUCUCUGUGGGCUGGAACGCCAUCAUGACAACGUUUAAGUGCUGCGGUGUGGAGAACUCCACCCUUGACUUUGUGGGCUCCACCUUCACUAAUGUCACGGGGCUCCUGUACCCCAAGACCUGCUGCGUGGACAUGGAGGACCCCAGCUGCGACGGCCUCGACACCACUCCGAGCCUGCUGCACCCCGACAGCUGUGAUGUGAAGAUGAUCUUUACGAAAAGCCAGAGUCUAAUCCUGGGCAGUACAGCUGCUGUGAUUUGUGUGCUGGAGCUUGGCUCUAUGAUGAUAUCUGCGGCGCUCUACGUCAGACUUGGCCAUUCAGCCUACUAAAUAUGAAUGGCAACUUGCAGAUCUUCUCAUAUAUGGCAUGAUGCAUAAAUAAAGCCAACAGAUGGAUCACUGUGA